GCAACCAGCCAGUCAGUCCGUUAAGAGAAACCACUGGCGAGACUUUUCAGACAACAGCACAGGACGGGACUAUCGGUUAAAAAAAAAAAAAAACCCCGAGCCGGUGAUGUGGAGUCGGCAACCGAAGGACAGCACCAACUGAGCCCGAGGACCGUGAGGGGAAACAACCGAGCGAAGGGAGCUGUCAUUUUUAACUUAGCGUGUCCGCCGGCUCUGCUCUUCAGUCAGACUAGACACUCGCCCGCUCUCUGGCUGGCUGGCUGGUUAGCUUACCCCGCUAGCUGCUCGGCUAACACCCACCGCUCCUCGCAGCUCUUCUCGCCGGGAGAAACUGCACCUGUCCCGGCUGUCAGCUUCACAGUAUCCUCUUAUAAACUUCAAACAAUGUGCUGCUCGGUUAUGAAUGACUUUUUACGCCCGAGGGGGGGUUUAACUUACACUUUGCCAAGCGACCAUUGAUAGCUUAACAGCCCAAGCUAACAAGUUGACGUGGAGGAGGAACUCGAAUUUUUUUUCUUUUUUUUUUUUUGGAUUGUCGAGAUUGUUGUUGAUAUUCUCCAAACUGUGAUUUCAUACGGAUUAUUAUUUUUUUUUGCCAACACCGAGGUGGACUUUUCUCUUUGGUGAUCCCAAACAAAUCGUCCAGGUUACAAACCAGCCAGUUAGCUAUGUUUAUUUGUGGCCAGAAAGUAAUUUCAAGUGUUUACAAAUUCCACAGUGGGACUCUUUCCUGGUUCGAGUACUGCAACGGAAACAUUAGCUAACACAGACUAGCUCAGAUUAGUGUCGUCGUGUUUUGUUUACUAGAUAGAUAGUCGGAAUAAACUGUUGCCAAACAAUUUAACUACAAAAGGAAAGCUGCAAACCAGCUGCGGAUUGUGUAAAGCCAACCACAUAUUCUUAUACCUGCAGUAGUUUUUUUUUGCCACCAGUGAUCUGACAUUUCUGCCGGUUUUAUACGCACCUGGAAAAAAAAAAAAAAAAAAAACUUAACACAACAGUGGGUGUCUGAUCGCAACCAUUUACCUCCACUUGACAGGGAAGUCACGUUGAGUUGUGUCCCGCAGGGAGUUGAUCCAUUGAUCGGAUCGUUAUCGUGCUAUUUUAGCUGAUUGGGGGGAAAAAGCAGAGAGAGAGAGCGAAAGAGAAAUAGAAACGAUGUCGGGCCAAUCUAUCACGGAUCGGAUCGCUGCAGCGCAGCACAGCAUGACCGGGUCGGCUAUCAGCAAGGCUGUGUGCAAAGCCACCACACAUGAAGUCAGCGGACCCAAGAAGAAACACCUUGACUAUCUGAUCCACUGCACCAAUGAGAUGAACGUGAACAUUCCCCAGCUGGCAGACACGCUGUUUGAGCGCACAGCCAACUCCAGCUGGGUGGUGGUCUUCAAAGCCCUUAUCACCACCCACCACCUCAUGAUGUAUGGCAACGAGCGUUUCAUCCAGUACCUGGCCUCCAGAAACACUCUGUUCAACCUGAACAACUUCCUGGAUAAGGGAGCUCUGCAAGGUUACGACAUGUCAACCUUCAUCAGACGAUACAGCCGUUACCUGAACGAGAAGGCCAUGUCCUACAGACUGGUGGCUGUGGAUUUCACCAAGAUGAAGCGGGGGAUUGACGGUGUGAUGCGCACCAUGAACACAGAAAAGCUGAUCAAGACGCUGCCCAUCAUUCAGAACCAGCUGGAUGCUCUGCUGGAUUUCCAGGCCAAUCCUAAUGAGCUGACCAACGGAGUGAUCAACUCAGCCUUCAUGCUGCUCUUCAAAGACUCCAUAAGGCUGUUCGCUGCUUACAAUGAAGGGGUCAUCAACCUAUUGGAGAAAUACUUUGACAUGAAGAAGAACCAGUGUAAAGAUGCUCUGGACAUCUACAAGAAAUUUCUUUACAGGAUGACGAAGCUGUCAGAGUUCCUCAAAGUGGCCGAGCAAGUUGGAAUAGAUCAGGGUGACAUCCCAGAUCUCUCACAGAAAACAAAAGGAUCAUACAUUGCCCCCAGCAGCCUCCUGGAGGCUUUAGAGCAGCACCUUGCCUCUCUGGAGGGCAAGAAGACCAAGGAGCUGAAUGCAGACACCAGAGCGUCCACCCUGUCCAGCGCCGUCUCGUCUCUCUCCUCCACCGGCAUGUCCUUCAGCCGCAUGGACGAGAAGGAGAAGCAGCAGGCCCUGGAGGAGGAGCAGGCCAGACUGCAGGCUCUCAAGGACCAGCGCCUGAAGGAGAUCAGCAUGCAGACUCCGCCCUCUGCCUCCCCCAGCAGCCAGUCGAUAGGCCUCGCCAACAACAACCACAUCACACAAACCCCAGAGUUGUUCAGCUCCACGCUGUCUGCCAACAGUGUGCCCAAUCUGAACAGUGACCUGUUUGAUCUUCAGCCGGCCUUCAUCCCCGCUGUGCAGAGCACUCCUUCGAUCUCCACCGCCAACAGUGCCUGGGGAGGAUUGGAGAGCCAGCCUCUGCAGCAGACCGCACCAGCAGCCAUGACUGUAGAUUUCGAUGCUGUGUUUGGGAAUAAUGCCGCACCCAGUAACAACGGCCCACAACCUGCAGCCGGUUUUGAUGCUCUAGGAGACCUGUUGAAGCCUACAGUUCCCACACACACCGCACCUCCUCCUCCUCCUCCUCAAAUGGCCAUCCAUCCUGGAGGAAAGCUGCUAGCCAACGACCUCGACUCCUCUCUGGCCAACCUCGUGGGCAAUCUGCAGUUCGGUGGGACCCCAGCCAAGAAGCCAGAGAUGCAGUGGAACCAGCCUGGAGAGAAGAAGCUGACGGGGGGCCAGAACUGGCAGAAUAAGACCAUGUCGACCACGCAGUGGAGCCCCGCGCCCGUGGCCCCACAGCCCAUGCCUGUACAACACGUGAAUGGAAUGUUCUAUACUAGUUAUGCUCCAGCUCCCAUGGCUUUCCCCAUGACCACACCGCAAGUGCCUGUGUAUGGAAUGGUCCCUCCCCAGAUGGGUCAGAUGGGCGGGGUACCAGUGAUGGCUCCUCAGCCAAUGAUGUACAACCAGCCUGUUCUCAGACCCACCAACCCCUUCGCACCCAUGCCCGGAGCCCAGAUGCAGUUUAUGUAAUCCAGUCAGCGGGGAAGCAGAGUGCCAAAAGCGACAAACAAACAAACAAACAGCAGAAGAAAACACACAAGAGGAAUGAUCGGAUGGACGGAGGAAUGAUUUGAUCGAGCUGAAAUGACUAAGAGACAGACAGACGACAAGAUAACCAACCAACACCAAAAAACAAGUUGGAAAGAGGAGAAGAUGACCGAGCAGAGGAUGGAGGGAUGGCGGGGUGGAGGGAUGUGGUGGGGGAUGUGGUCGUCCUGGCUGGUCUUUGUCUGAAACAACUCCUUGCAUUUGUGUGUGUGUGUGUGUGUGCUUGUGCGUGUGCAGCUUCUUUCUGUAAUAUUGUCCUGAUUUGUGUUUUAAAUCCCAUCGAUGGAGUGAUGAUUCAGGAGAGGGAACAUGGAUGAGAGAGAAAGAUGUAAAGAAAGAUGGAGGAGAUAAGAGGGGAUUGAGGAAAUCCUACCUCUGGUUUUACAGUCAGACUGUAUAUAUCUGACUGUCAUGAGAGUCUCUGCUGCAGAAUUAGCUUUAUUUCAUACUGGUGCUAUUUUGUCUUCUCUGGGUUUCUGUCCGCCUGCAACGGCAUCUUGGGAGCACUUAGGAGAGGACAAGUGUUUGUUCAGUGUGAAUGUGGAGGUGUGUGUGUUUGUAUUUGUGUUUGUGUGCGCACAGCAGUUGCUUCAGAUAAUACCUUCACGACCGACCUCUCCAUCCCCUCCCUCGUUCUCUGUCUGAGUCCACAACUGUCCAAUCAGCGAGAGAUUUAGAGGCAAAUCUUCUCCAGUGUGUUCCCCGUAAUUUUCCACUCUGUUGGGAUAUCUUUGUAUUUUUCAAUCUGUUUUCUCCUGCAACCUCUCCUGAAUGUUAUCGGGGCUUGUACAGCAAUUUGUUGAACCAUUUGUUAAUAGUAGUUGAGCGUUUGUUGUUAUGGGUUUUAAGCUAAAGUCUUUGUUACUCAUACUGCAUUGUUUUUCUUUUCCUAAAGCCACAGAUACACACAGAGAGACAGGGAUUAGCGAUGACAACAUGCUAGCAUGGAACAACAGAGUUGUCUGAACUGUUUGUGAACCAAAACUUUUCUUUAAAAAAUAUUUUUCUUGAGGCCCGGUCACACCAGAAAGCGGCACAGCGAAAUUUAUCCAUGUGCCUGUGUGAAACGCUUGUUAGCUGGUGAGCUAACCGCUAACACAUUAGCCAAACAAGAACUAGUCACUCUCAUAGCUCUCUGAACUUUUUCUCUUUUUUCUGUGCUGUUGUUUACCUUCCCCUGGCAUAUUGUCCUUGGGAUUUUACAUCAUUUCAUUCAGUAAAGAGUAAAGAGAUGAGAAAAAAAGCUCUAAGCUAGCUAGUGUUGUAACUGACAAUUAGUUCACUCAGUUUAUUCAAAAGAUGUAUCUUGGUCUCCGAGCCAUUCCUCUUUUGUGGAGCAGUUUAUGCUCUAAGAGAAGACUUUCUGGAACAUUAAUAUAAGAUAAGUAAUUAUUAUUUUAUAUUAUAAAGUGGAUGGUGCAACGCGACUAAUAAGCAGCGUUAGCUUCCUCCAUUUUGGACUUUAAGUUCAGCAAUGUCAAGAUAGGUUGCUAUUGGUCAGCAGCACAAAUUUGUGAGUUAAAGUUUAUAGCAAGUUGAACUUGCUUUGAAAAGUUCCCCAAAAUUUUAAACAAUGGUGUAACCAGGCCUUUAGCGAGGUGGGACUUGACACGCGCUUAUCUUGUCAUUUUUGGCCAUUACUUGGGUAAAAUUGAAGAAAUUUGUACUUGCAUCAUGCUAAAGAGCGUUUAUUAGCAUCAUUAGCCUGUUAGCUCCCUGUUAGCACCUUGACCUGUGUGUAUCUGGUUUUCUUGUCUUCAUUAGCUCACCAAGCAGAUUCAAACAUUCAAGAGCUUUUUUCGUUAGGUACACCCUAUUGGCAGAUCCACAUUAUGUGCCAAUGAUUGAUGACGGCAGCACUGAGUGAGUGAGUUACAUGUUACUGAAUCAAGUUGAAUUCACUUUAAAUUGCACUGAAUCAAAGUGAGAGUCUUGUAAGUGCGACUCUAUCUGCCCCAAGAGCCAAACGACACUGAACUUUUGGCAUCACCCUCGCUCUGUGGUUCCAGGAAGUUUUGGGGGAUCAAAUUUGACUUGUGUAAGAUGUCAUGGCCAUUCUUCAGCCAAAGCUUCCGUCACCGUGAGUCUGACUGUCGGUGUGUUUGUGCCGUGCGUUCACGUGUAUGCUUACACAUUUAUGUGUACAUUUUCCAUUGAGGGCUAUUUCUGAGGGUCAAAUUGUGUCAGAUUUCAAGCCAAAUUUGAGCCAGCGAGUUUGACACAAGACGUGCUCGUUUUGAUUUUGUAAAAUCAAAUUUUGUUGCAAAAUGCACAUGCAAAAAUUUUGCACUGAAGUGACUAUCCUGCCGUAGUGGAGCUGUUGCCAGUUUUCCUGGCGUGGAAAAAAGUUGAGAAAGAGAUUUGAAGUUUGUAAAAGAUAGUUUGGGGUUUUACAAUAACAAGUUUGCCUAAUCUUUUUGUCUAAACCAGCCACUUUGGCAGGUAACUAAAAGUUAUUUUCCUGCCUUUCAAACGAUGAACUUGAAACUGUUUAUUAGUCCCAUCCCCGGUCCCAGCCCAGUGUCUACAUCCCAACAACCAUCAGUAAUAGUCCAGUCGUAUCGCACUCAUCAUCCACUCUGCUGUGAAAUCUCUAGAAUCUUGCUUCAGUCUCUCAACUCUGUCUACUUGGUCUAUCUCUAGAAUGCUUUUUUAGCCUGCUUUGUCACUGUUUGGUAUGUGUAGAUAUGUAAAAAAAAAAAAAAAAAAAAAAAAAAAGAUAAUAUUAAUAAUAA
This is a messenger RNA of Seriola aureovittata, 5879 nucleotides long. RefSeq names its product phosphatidylinositol-binding clathrin assembly protein. The record is from RefSeq and is a predicted model, not a curated record. Bases 1159 to 3066 code for a protein of 635 amino acids. The transcript is spliced from 21 exons. Gene Ontology annotation, cellular component: extrinsic component of presynaptic endocytic zone membrane; synaptic vesicle; clathrin-coated pit. Gene Ontology annotation, biological process: synaptic vesicle budding from presynaptic endocytic zone membrane; clathrin coat assembly; clathrin-dependent endocytosis. Lineage: Eukaryota; Metazoa; Chordata; Actinopteri; Carangiformes; Carangidae. Gene Ontology annotation, molecular function: clathrin heavy chain binding; 1-phosphatidylinositol binding; phosphatidylinositol-4,5-bisphosphate binding.